AGGAGGAAGAAACGGGGGAUAUGGAUAUGGAGGAGGAAGAAGCGGUGGUUAUAGAGGCGGAGGAAGAGACGGCAGCGGUGGAGGUCGCAAUGCUCGUGGUCGACGCGGCCCGAACCAGCAGACUCAACCGAGUGGGCCGCCGCAGCCGCCGCGGCGGUCGUGGCACCAACCUCGGCCCGGACCUUCUGUCUUUCCUGCUAUAGAGCCUGUUGUCAAUGCUAUGCAAAACGUUUCGGGAUCGAGGCCUGCAUUGUUGCCUAGUGUUCCUAUGAAACGCCCUGACAAUGGUGGUACACUUGCCAUUCAGACUGUGAGGCUAUCUGUCAAUCAUUUUGCAAUGAGGUUUAAUCCUGAGAGUAUCAUAAGGCACUAUGAUGUUGAUGUCAAACCAGAGGAGCCCCCCAAGCAUGGUCGCCCUGUGAAAAUACCAAAGUCUAAUAUGGCUAUGAUCAGGGACAAGUUGUUUGAAGAUGAUCCUGCUCGAUUCCCUUUGGCAUUGACUGCCUAUGAUGGUGAGAAGAAUAUUUUCAGUGCAGUGCAACUUCCAACUGGAAGAUUUACUGUGAGAUUCUCUGAAGUGGAAGAUAUGAAGUUUCGUUCAUAUGCAGUCACCAUAAAGCUUGUAAAUGAGCUAAAGCUUCACAAGUUGAAGGAUUACUUGACAGGGACAUUCUUGUCUAACCCCCGUGAUAUUUUGCAAGGGAUAGAUGUAGUAAUGAAAGAGAAUCCGACUCGGCAUAUGAUUUCUGUUGGCCGAAGUUUUCACCCUUUUGAACCUUAUCCAGGAGAUGACCUUGGAGGUGGAAUCACAGCAUCUCAAGGAUUUCAACAUGGCCUGAGGGCUACCUCCCAGGGUCUUGCAUUGUGUUUGGACUACUCUGUUUUAGCAUUUCGUAAGAAAUUGUCAGUUAUAGACUUCUUGAGGGAGCAUGUUGAGCAUUUUGAUCCAAAUGGUUACAGAGACUGGAGAAAAGUUGAAAACAAACUCAGAGACGUAAAAGUUUAUGUGAUUCACCGUCGUACCAAGCAAAAGUACACCAUUGCUGGGUUAACUAGGGAGACUACACGACAACUAUCAUUUUAUGCUGAAGAUCCGGAGGGCAGGGCCCCACCAAGACUAGUCAAACUUCUUGAUUAUUUUAGGGAAAAAUAUGGCAAGGAUAUUAUGUACCCAGAUAUUCCUUGCUUAGAUUUGGGAAAAAAUAAUCGAAAAAACUAUUUACCAAUGGAGUUUUGUGUCUUAGUUGAAGGGCAGAUAUAUCCAAAAGAGAAUCUGCGUAAAUAUGCUGCUCAACGGUUGAAGGAUAAAUCACUGCCUCGACCAUGGGAGAGACGGGACGUGAUAUCUGAAAUGAUAAGAUCAAGGGAUGGGCCUUGCGGUGGGCAGAUUGCUCAGAAUUUUGGGCUUGAAGUGAAUACAAACAUGACAAGUGUUGAUGGACGUGUGAUUGGGCCACCUGAGUUGAAGGUAGGUGCUGCUGGGGGAAAAGUGAUUAAGAUACAAGUUGAGAAGGAGAAAUGCCAAUGGAACCUGGUUGGCAGAGCUGUAUUAGAAGGAAAAAGAAUAGAGAGGUGGGCUGUAAUUGACUUUAGCUCUUCUGAUCGAUAUAAUAAACUGGAUCACGGUGUAUUUAUUAGUGACAUUAUCGAUCGGUUUGUGAGUUUAGGGAUUCUCAUGAACGAACCUGCCAUAUAUCACCCCACUUCAAUGAAUCAAUUCUCCAAUGUCGAUGGGCUCCGCCACCUUCUUCAAGGUGUUAUUUCCCGGGCUUCUAAGAUUUGUAAGGGCCCUUUACAGAUUCUUAUUUGUGUGAUGCCUGGGAAGGAUCCUGGUUACAAAUAUCUCAAGUGGAUCUCGGAGACUGGACUUGGUGUGGUGACACAGUGUUGUUUGUCAAGUAAUGCUAAAAGGACUAACCGAGGCUAUGACCAGUGUCUUGCCAAUCUUGCUCUUAAGAUCAAUGCCAAGCUCGGAGGCAGCAAUGUAGAACUCAUGGACCGGCUCCCCUAUUUCGAGGGCGAUGAUCAUGUAAUGUUUGUGGGGGCUGACGUUAAUCAUCCUGCUGCUCGAAACACAACAAGUCCAUCAAUAGCAGCUGUUGUGGCCACUGUGAAUUGGCCUGCAGCUAAUCGAUAUGUGGCAAGGAUUCGGCCUCAAUACCAUAGGACAGAAAAGAUUCUGAAUUUUGGGGACAUGUGCGUGGAACUUGUUCAAUCUUAUACUCACCUGAAUGAAGUCAAGCCACAGAAGAUUGUGGUGUUUCGUGAUGGGGUCAGUGAUGGCCAGUUCGAUAUGGUUCUCAAUGAAGAGUUAACACAGUUCAAGGAGGCAUGCCAAAGAAUCAAUUACUUCCCGACCAUCACACUGAUUGUAGCCCAGAAGCGACACCAGACUCGACUCUUUCCGGAGAGUAAGCGGGAUGGAGGUAUCACUGGCAAUGUACCACCAGGAACUGUUGUGGACUCAAAAAUUGUGCACCCAUUCGAGUUUGAUUUCUAUCUGUGUAGCCACUAUGGAAGCCUUGGAACAAGCAAGCCCACACACUACCAUGUCUUAAAGGAUGAGCAUGGAUUUACUUCUGAUCAAUUGCAGAAGCUUAUAUAUAACCUGUGCUUCACCUUUGCUCGGUGCACUAAGCCCGUGUCAUUGGUCCCACCAGUGUAUUAUGCUGACUUAGUUGCCUAUAGAGGACGGUUGUACCAUGACGCAAUGGUAGCGGGGCAAUCUCCAGCUUCAGUUUCAUCGCCAUCUUCAUCACUAACUUCAUCUUCAUUAUCAUCUGUGGCCUCGGUUGAUGAGAGGUUCUACAGGUUACACACUGACCUUGAAAACAUUAUGUAUUUUGUUUGAACAGUUGAAUCAUGGACUAUCGCUUCUAUCUUCUCAAACUGUGAUGGAGAUAGUACCGAUAGUACCAUAAUUAUUAGAUGGUACCAUUUUGAUGAAAUCUCAUAACACAGUUUUACUCUCCUAACGGCCUAGUAAGGGAGUUUGUGCGUGAAUCUAAUGGGGUUCGUUCAAGUCUUUUCUUUUGGUAUAUCUAGUUUUUGUCUCUUCAAAUUCUCAUGGUUCGUUUAGCAGCCAUGUUAGUUUGAGGAAUCAUCGAGUUUGUAGUUGGACUCCUCUCCCUGUUUCCAGGCGAAUUUUCUGGUUUUGCAUGUCUUCUUCCUUUUCUGAUGGUGCGUUUGGGUUUGUUGUCCAUUUCGGUGAUUUGGUUCUAACAUAUCGUGUGAAAUUGCUGUUAUGAGAACUUCUAACCUAGGCAAAAUUCAAAUACUAAGGAAAUAAUACUUCAAUUAUAUUUAUUUUGGGUUUAUUGA
Mangifera indica (mango) is the source of this 3321-nucleotide messenger RNA. RefSeq names its product protein argonaute 2-like. The coding region runs from base 221 to 2851 and encodes 876 amino acids. The record is from RefSeq and is a predicted model, not a curated record. Gene Ontology annotation, molecular function: protein binding; RNA binding. NCBI's taxonomy places the organism in Eukaryota, Viridiplantae, Streptophyta, Magnoliopsida, Sapindales, Anacardiaceae. The transcript has 3 exons. Gene Ontology annotation, biological process: regulatory ncRNA-mediated post-transcriptional gene silencing. Gene Ontology annotation, cellular component: cytoplasm.